CCCUCAUCCCCUGUCCCCCCGCUCCUCCCCAAAGACCCUCCUUCAGGGACUCUUGCGUUGGGGCUCCCAGCUCCCGGGCUCUCUGGCCACCGCCGGGCGAGGAGUACGGAGGCAUCCGGGGGAGGGGAGUCCCGCGCAGGGCCGGGCUGGGGAAGACGCCUGGGGCACUGCCCCGCGCUAACAAAGGGAACCCGCUGCCUGCCGGCUGGGGCGUGGAGCUGGCUGAGCUACCGCAGCUUCGGCGGCCGAGAGCGCAGCGAGGCCUUGCAACCCCAUCACCUGAUCUUGUGCAUGGCAUUUGCUUCUCACAUUGUGCCCACUACCUUUCCUUUAAGGAAACUGAGUCUACCACCGGUUCCCUUAUUUAUGGGCACGGUAGAGUGAACUGUGUAGAGAUCUGCAAAGAGCAGCUUAGAGAGAAGCAGUGAAGUCCUGGACUGCAGCUGAAAUGAACUGGCCCACUUGAACCUGCCCGAGCCCUGGGGCAAGGCCUCUGUCCCAGCGCUGAGAUGCUUUUUGAUCAUCCUGAGAAAAAUGAGCCUUGGCCUCCAGACCCAAUAAAGCAAACAUUCCUCCCAUGGGGAAUAGUGCUGGUUCCUGAGGAUCUGGAGGGCCUGCAGCCCCAGGGGGAUUAGCCAGAAGCAGGCCUGUUUUCCUGCUCAGGACAGCGUGGCUUCCUUGAAAAUGUCUUUCAUUAUGAUUCACACUAACUUGAAGAAAAAAUUCAGCUGCUGUGUGCUGGUCUUUCUCCUGUUUGCAAUCAUCUGUGUAUGGAAGGAAAAGAAGAAGGGGAGUUACUAUGAGUCCCUUAAACUGCAAACCAAGGAAUUCCAGGUGUUGAGGUUUGGCUCCCAAUCUGUGUCUUCAAGCGGCACCCACAACCCCCAGAGGGGCAGCCAGGCCCUCAGUGGUCCCAAGGCCAAGCCGGAGGCUACCUUCCAGGUGUGGAACAAGGACAGCUCCACCAAAAACCUUAUCCCCAGGCUGCAAAAGAUCUGGAAGAAUUAUCUGAGCAUGAACAAGUACAAAGUGUCCUACAAGGGGCCAGGGCCUGGUGUUAAGUUCAGUGCAGAGGCCCUGCUUUGCCACCUUCGGGACCACGUGAACGUUUCAAUGGUAGAGGCCACAGAUUUUCCCUUCAACACCUCUGAAUGGGAGGGUUACCUGCCUAAGGAGAACAUUAGGACCAAGGCUGGGCCGUGGGGCAGGUGUGCGGUCGUCUCGUCAGCGGGAUCUCUGAAGUCCUCCCAACUGGGUCAAGAAAUAGAUGAUCAUGAUGCAGUCCUGAGGUUUAAUGGGGCACCCACAGCCAACUUCCAACGAGAUGUGGGCACGAAAACCACCAUUCGCCUGAUGAACUCUCAGUUGGUCACCACAGAAGGGCGCUUCCUCAAAGACAGUUUGUACAGUGAAGGAAUCCUAAUUGUAUGGGACCCGUCUGUUUACCAUUCAGAUAUCCCAAAGUGGUACAAGAAUCCCGACUACAGUUUCUUCGAUAACUUCAAGAGUUAUCGUAAGCUUCAUCCUGAUCAGCCCUUUUACAUCCUCAAGCCCCAGAUGCCUUGGGAGCUGUGGGACAUCAUUCAAGAAAUCUCCCCCGAGCAGAUUCAGCCAAACCCCCCAUCUUCUGGGAUGCUCGGCAUCAUCAUCAUGAUGACAAUGUGUGACCAGGUGGAUAUUUACGAGUUUCUCCCAUCCAAGCGCAAGACUGACGUGUGCUACUACUACCAGAAGUUCUUCGACAGCGCCUGCACGAUGGGGGCCUACCACCCACUCCUCUUUGAGAAGAACAUGGUGAAGCACCUCAACCGGGGCACGGACGACGACAUUUACCUGCUUGGAAAAGCCACAUUACCUGGCUUCCGGAGCAUUCACUGUGGAGCAUAAGCUGCCUGGCCAGGCCCCCUCACCCUUCUCCAUCGGGCAUUUUACAGCUGGUCUCCUGGCCACCCUGGGCCCAGGAAGGCUGUUCCU
Mesoplodon densirostris (Blainville's beaked whale) is the source of this 1974-nucleotide messenger RNA. It is a transcript of the gene ST6GAL1, whose product is annotated as ST6 beta-galactoside alpha-2,6-sialyltransferase 1. The record is from RefSeq and is a predicted model, not a curated record. Lineage: Eukaryota; Metazoa; Chordata; Mammalia; Artiodactyla; Ziphiidae. The transcript has 9 exons. Gene Ontology annotation, molecular function: sialyltransferase activity. The coding region runs from base 685 to 1887 and encodes 400 amino acids.